Penicillium verrucosum is the source of this 318-nucleotide messenger RNA. RefSeq lists its product as uncharacterized. The coding region runs from base 1 to 318 and encodes 105 amino acids. The transcript has a single exon. Lineage: Eukaryota; Fungi; Ascomycota; Eurotiomycetes; Eurotiales; Aspergillaceae. The record is from RefSeq and is a predicted model, not a curated record.
AUGGAGUAUGCCUACUCCAAGGCGCCUCGCAAUAUGCGUUCUCUCAUUCAAGCGAUCAAUAUGUUCACCAAAGCCAUCUCCGCUGCCAUCGCCGAGGCUUUGAUAACACUUUCCAGGGACCCUCUGUUAAUAUGGAACUACGCCGUCUUCGCUAUCUUGACCUUUGUCGGUGGAACCUUGUUCGCUAUCCAGUUCUGGGGUCUGGAUAAGGAGGAGGACGAGUUGAACAACUUGCCCGAAGGUCAUGUGCAGGUUAGUGAGACCACGGAGGGACAGGCAGAGUUUGAACAUGUCGAGAUUGGCCCUAGUCGUGGCUGA